Molecule: messenger RNA, 599 nt
Organism: Entrophospora candida
Lineage: Eukaryota; Fungi; Glomeromycota; Glomeromycetes; Entrophosporales; Entrophosporaceae
Source: the annotation of a GenBank genome assembly
UACAAAUUGGUUGUAUUGGUAAUGUUGGGCAAAAACGAGUUUAUGAAAAUCAUGAACAACCGAACACCGAAGAAGAAACCAGAGUUGACACAGGGAAAGCAAAAAUAUGUUACAGACGAGAAUUCUUACAUUCAAGCCCUAGUUAUUUAAUAGUUCUUGUUGAUUAUGAUACAGAUGAUGAUGAUCUUGAUUAUAUAGAAGAGAAACUGAUCACAGAAGAUGAAUUAUCAGAACAAGUUGAAUUGAAAAAAAUUUGGAUUGAGGAUAAAGAAUUUGCAAAGAAUUUUGUGCACAAGAGUGGAUCUGAGUGUGUCAUCAAUAAUAUAAAUUUCUCUGAUCUGUUCAGAAAAUAUCAAAUAAAUACAUAUGACAAGGCUAAAUCAGAAGGACUUGAAGUUAAAGUUGAUCAUGAUGAAAUAUUUUUUAUUUAUGUUGGACAAGAAGAGGGUAAAUUAUUAGCAGUUUGUCAUCUGAUACAAGAAGGCUUAAAACCAUCUGAACAUGCCAAAGAACUAUUUCGUAAAUUAAUAUAUGAUGGUAUUAAUGUUGAUUCUGAAAGAACAAGAGCUCAAUUAUUGAAAAUUUCAUUAUAUAAUUAA